Messenger RNA from Phragmites australis (common reed), 1389 nucleotides. Its product is annotated as CAAX prenyl protease 2. Gene Ontology annotation, molecular function: metalloendopeptidase activity. The coding region runs from base 185 to 1102 and encodes 305 amino acids. Gene Ontology annotation, biological process: CAAX-box protein processing. The transcript has 9 exons. Lineage: Eukaryota; Viridiplantae; Streptophyta; Magnoliopsida; Poales; Poaceae. The record is from RefSeq and is a predicted model, not a curated record. Gene Ontology annotation, cellular component: endoplasmic reticulum membrane.
AUCAAAAUUUCCUCAUUUUUACAUACAGGUGAUCAGGGACUGAUGACCAGAGGAUAUCAGUGUGGAUAGAGGUCAAGAUGCUCAGGAUGAUCCGCAGGUGGCUGGAGAUGAAAAAGCAUAUAACCGGCCGCUGAAGAGGGUAAAGGCAUCACGUUAUUUAGUGGCACCCGCUUCGCUGGACUCGAUGACGACGCCGGCAGUACCCGGAGCGGCGGCGGUGGCCGCGUGCGCCGCCAUGGCCGUUUCCUACGUCGCCGUCCUCUACGCCCCCACGGUCCUCCUCCGCCUCCCGCCCCCGGCCUCGCUCCGCGUCUUCCUCCACCGCCGCUUCGCCUGCGCCGCCGUCGCAUCCGCCGCCUCCGCCCUGGCCACCGCGGCGCUCCUCCGCGUCUGGAACCUCGGCGAUUUCUCCGAUAUGCUCGCGGUGUUCGGCAUUCGGAAGGAUCAUUUGCUUGAGGCAGCGGUGAUCCCACUUCUCCUUACGUCCCUAGUGUAUGCUGGGUCAUUCGUCGCUAGACUGUGGGUCCUGGUGAGCUCGUGGGGCGGAGAUGGUAAUGAAGUGGGGAUCGGUUGCGCCCACAGGAUUGCUUACCGGAUCCAAGCAGCUGUUGAAGAUGUAAUGGUGUGGCGGAACUAUGUAGUGGCACCAUGUACCGAGGAGCUCGUUUUCAGGGCGUGCAUGAUACCGCUUCUUCUGUGUGGUGGAUUCAAAAUGUAUAACAUUAUUUUUUUUACUCCAGUCUUCUUCAGUCUAGCACACUUAAACCAUUUGUUUGAACUACACCAGCAGGGACGUAAUUUUAUGAGAUCGCUACUGAUUGUAGGUAUCCAGUUAGGCUACACUGUAAUCUUUGGGUGGUAUGCAGCAUUUUUAUUCAUUCGAACAGGGAAUCUGUUAUCUCCUAUUGUUGCUCACAUCGUUUGUAAUAUGAUGGGUUUGCCUGUUUUCUCAUCACCACGGACAAGAGGAGUGGCAUCGGUAGCAUUUCUGGCUGGUUCAAUAUCCUUCUUUUGGCUCCUUUUCCCCGCAACAAGCCCGAAACUAUACAACACUAGGUUAGAUCGCUGCAGUUGCUGGCAUGGUUAUUGCAGAUGGGAAUAGACAGAACUAGAUUGGAGACUGCAAUGGAUUCUGAGCCUAACUUUUGAAGCAACUAACAAGUGAAGCUCCCAACUGAUAGCAGCCGCUGCUGUCAGAUUCUUCAUUUAUUUUUCUUUCCAAGAUCCCAUAUGAAUGUUGUCAAACAUUAUUGUAGAUUCCCCUUGUCGUGGGAUAUGAAUGUUGUCAAACAUUAUUGUAGAUUCCCCUUGUCGUGGGGUUAGUGUUUGGACUGAACAAAAUUGCAUUUCAUCAUUUGUUGAAUAGAGAUCAGAAAGUUGCAGAAUCAA